Molecule: messenger RNA, 5828 nt
Organism: Aspergillus japonicus CBS 114.51
Lineage: Eukaryota; Fungi; Ascomycota; Eurotiomycetes; Eurotiales; Aspergillaceae
Exons: 1
Coding region: 285-5684 (1799 amino acids)
Biological process (GO): mitotic cell cycle
Source: RefSeq, a predicted model, not a curated record
CCUUAACCCACCCAACACCCAACGCCCCCCCCCCUGCCCUGCUUGCUACGACCAUCUUACAUACCGAAACAUCGGGGCAAUCCGACAUAGUGGCCAUUGGUUUUGUCACUACAAGCAGUCACACAAUGAGAGCAGAGUGAAUUCGUCGAUACUAACCCGGCUCCCUCCUCCCCGCGCGCGCGACACAUUUGACGAAAAACAGCAACAGUGAGCGGGAGGAAACCAACAAACACGGACGGCAACUCUUCGAUCUUCGACGCGUGAAGGCACGAAUAACAGGCAGCAUGGCUCGCGCAGCAGUCAUCCCACAGUCCCCGCCCAAGCGGGCAACGCGCACCCGCACCAAGGGAACGACAACCACGACGACGGCCAGCAGCAGAACCGCGCCGAAGACCACGAAGGCCAAGGCACCUAGUUCCGCCACGGAGGCCCGGAAGCGAGGCGUCCGGACCGCGUCAGUCACGACGACGACAACGACCACCACCACCAAGCGACCCGUCGACGAGGAGGAUGCGGACGCGACGACGGACGAUGAGAUCGAUAUGUUCGCCGGGAGUAAGAGAGGGAAAGGCACGGCCACGGCGAAGCCCAAAGGGAGGCCGCCCGCAGCGAAGGCGGGGGCCAGUACCGUAGCCGCGCGCACACGAAAGACCCCGGUGGUCGCGACGCCGCCGGCCGCGGCGGAAUCGGACAGUGACAACGACGACGAGCUGGCUCAGUCGGAGGUGGUCCCGAAGAAGCGCGCUGGAAGGCCGAAGGCGAAGCCCGCCGCCGCCGCUGUCACCAAGGAGGCGGACAAGCCUGCUGCGGCGCCCAAGACCCGAGGUCGACCGAAGGGGACCGCGGCUGCGAAGCCGAAGGUGGUCGACGAAUUGAAGGAAAACACGCGGUUGAACGCCAAAGGGUUUACGGAUAUCGACUUCUCCUCGUCGCAGGAGGCCCCGAGGCAAGUGUACAUCACCACCCACUCUUCGUCCGUGAGGUCGAACAUGCUGCGCGGACCGGCCAAGAAGAAGAAAGUCACCUUCCAGGAUCCCACGGAUACGGAUGCGGAUGAAUUGAAUGAGCCGUCUCCUCCGCCGGCUGGCAGGAGAAGGGGCGCCGCCUCCGCCUCAGGGCGCCAGGGAGGUCUUGCGUCCAAGCCGGUGCGGAAACCCGCGGCCACCUCCGGUAGGGGCCGCAAGCCUGCGGCAGCGAAGAAGGACGACUCGUCGAAACCGCUCUCGCCGAAGAAGGCGACGCAAGUCGCCAAGGGGCUUUCUUCCUACGCCAGCUCGGAUGGCGAGGAUGACGAGUUAAGUGCGGACAAGGAUCAGAUGAAAGCAAUCCUCCAAUCGCCUCCCAAACACGGAUCAGAAAAAAUCGGACUCAGCUCCCCAGUCAAGAAGAUCAAUCUUACUGGACGACACUUCCGCAAGUCCCUCGAUGAAAAUGGCGACCCACUGCCCGGUCCUCGACGUUCGGUCGACUUCAACGAUAACAACCUUCUCCUGUCGAGCCCCGCCCGCCGACCACCCCCUUCGCCAUUCAAUUUCACAAUGAGAGAAACGCCCAGACGAGGUGGCGGUCUGACUCUCCGCAGUGACAUUAAUCCCUUGUCGCAACCGACGUUGUCGCCCACGCUCAAUUCUCCGCUCAGGCUAUCUCCGAAGAAAGCGUCCCUAGAAACCCCCCGACGCGGCAAUCUCUUUGGCACCAGUACCGGCUCGGUGUCUCAACCAAACUUCACCCCGGGACGCAACUCCCCCCUGAAAUCGUCGCCCAGAAAAGGUCUCUUUGGCGCGUCCUUCAUGUCUCAACCUCAGCCAGAGCCUUCCGCCACUCCCUUGAGACAUAGCACGUCCCUCCUUCAAAGUCCCGCGAAGAAGGUCGCCACUCCGUUCAAAGCUUCUCUGUCCGUCAUGAAGAGCCCAGGACCUGAAGAGUCGGAGCACGAGGAUGAUAAUGAAGAAGAACCGGGAGAGAACGAUACUUUUGACGAUUCUCACCUUGAGGAAUCCCCUCUUCGACUCAUGCAAACCAGGGUAGAGACCCAGGCCGAUGAGGAGAAUGAAGCGACUCAGGACGUGGCAUCAGAGGAGAAUGACGAACUCGACCCUGUCAGCACAACCCCGCCUCAUUCGCCUUCGGUAGCACGCCACUAUGAGAACAGUGCGGCGAAUGGGGAGACCGCUGAACAUGAUUCUGAGGAGACUGUUGAGUACGUUGACGAUGAUGCUAGUACAAUUGCCGAAGACGUCGCCGAAGUUGUCGGAGAAAACGUUGAGGAAGAGGGUGAUCAGAGCGAAGAUCAGGCCAUGGAAGACGAUGCUGGAAGCAUGGCAGAGGAAUCAGACAUUGACGACAUGGAAGAGGUCGACCCUCCCCCUGAGUAUGUGGAUGUGUCUAUGGAGGAGACUGGCGAGGAAGUGACCCAGGGGGCAGCUGAAGAGUUCGAAGAGAACCAAAAUGCGGAGCCCAGUGAGGAUGUCAACGAUGAGAAUGUUGAGAAGUUGAAUGAAGGCUCCCUAGGAGAGCCUGUUGCCGAGGAUAUUCCCGAGUCUCAACAUCAUGCUGACAAGGAAAGGGAUGAUCUGCAGGUUGGUAUAGAGUCUGAUGACGAUGCAGAAGAACAUAAUGAUGAUUUUGUUGUUCGCGAAAUUUCAGUGGAUGCGACACUGGACGAUGCUUCUGAUGGAGACAAUCAGGACCAGAAUGAUGACCGUGUCAAUCUGGACCAAGAUAUGCCCGAUACAGUAUCUGAUGCUGAAGACGACCAUCGGGAUGCAAUUGGCCAGGAACGCGCGGCAACACCUGGCUCAGCUGUAGAAGAGGAGAUCGACCAACCAACUACAGAGGAACAACACACACCCAUCCCCAACAUCCGAAACAGCUUAGCUAAGGACCUUAGCGAUGUCUUUGUCGAAGAACCCACACUACCUGCACAGGCGGACCAGCGUCUCGACUCCUCGGAUACCGAAGAUGACCCUGACAUGAUGGAGACUGAUGAGGACGUUGACGCUGCAGAGGAAGACUUGUCCCGUAGUCAGCAAGAAGAUAUCGUUGAGGAUAGUGUCUUCGAAGAAAAUGAGCCCACCAUUGUUGUUGCUGAACCAACAGAGAUCGUUCCGCGCAGUCGUGUCCCCAUCCUGCCAUACGAGGUUGAAGAGCCAGAAAAUCCUUGGAGUCCAAUUCGCGAAGCCUACUACAGAGCGAUGAAGAACAUUUCACCGGUCCGCGUUUUACCAGACAGCCCUGUACGGCGGAAUAUGAGCUUCGAGUCCACCGCUGACAGCCCAAGUCCGAUUCGGCAGGGCUUCACGGUAGACACCAGUGGCAACCAAGACCCGUUUGUCGACUCCAAUUCCGCGACACCACUUCUCAGACGGUCUAUAAAGCGUUCGAUAUUUGAUAACGCUCCGCGUUUCACACCUCUAGCACAGCAAUUCAGCCAAUGGAAGGCCAGCAGUCCCGCGCGAUCCCAGCCUCGGCGUUCGCAACGCCCACGCAAAGGUAUAUUCUCCUUAGGUGGCAGCCGCAGGUCGUCCAGCAACAUACUUCCCACCCCAGAAAAGGUCACAUAUCCUCAAAUCGACAGUCAAGCGGAAGAUGCUGUGUCGGAAAAGCCUGCGCAGUCAGAAGCGGCCGAGGCCGACGCUGAAAUUGUCGAGGACGACGAUCCUCAGAGUCACGAGGAUGUUAGCCAUAGCGUGCAAUCGGAAGUGAUUGACGCAAGUGAGACUACGGAGGCUGAACCAGAAGUUGCUGACGAGAACGUGGAUCCCCAAAACUACGAAGAGUCCAGCCAGGACUCGCAGGUUGAAGACACUGAGGCUGCUGAGGCUGUAGAGUCUGCAGACACUGCUGAGCAGGACACAGAGGCGACUGAGGGCCCCGAGGACUACGAAGAUUUCAGCCGGACCCCUGCCUUCGAAGAGCCUGGCACUACUGAGGACGCUGAGCAGAUGUCUGAGGAGGACGAGUCGGAAAUCUACGAAGGCCUUAGCCAGAGCCCUCGUCCGUCAGGGACCAACAACACCGAAACUACCGAGCCUGCUGAACCUGUUGAGCAAACUACUGAAGUUAUCGAUGGUCCUCAAAUAUCCGAAGAUCUCAACCAGCAAUCUCAGGCGGAAGAGAUUAUUCUUGCUGAGACUGAAGAGCCUGUCACUCAAGAAGUGGACGGCCCUCAGAUCUAUGAGGACCCUAGUCAGGACUCCCUACUAGAGGCCUAUCCCUCUGAAGAUAUCCAAGAGACGGAAGGCCCUGUGGUUGACAUGCCAAAUGGAACAGAGGUUAAGUCUGCCCUUGACAACUAUACCGAGGAAGUUCCCAGCGAGGAAUUAGUGACGGAGAUCGCCUCUGCGUCGAAGAGCCCGGUUUCUGCAAUUGACGCAUUUGAUGAUAACAAGGAGAAUGAGGUCUUUUCCAACAUUCCUCUCUUCACCCCUGUCAAGAACCGAAUUCCUCAGAUGCAAACAGUACACACUGUUUCCAAGGUGCCUCUCAAACCUGAAGGUCAAAUUUCGCCGCUGAAGAUCUCACGCAAGAGAGGUCUCUCGCUCUCAGGUGCUUCGCCUAUUCGUGCCUCCACCCGAAUUCGCACUUCGACUUUCGCUCCUACCCAGCAGACUGUUCCACCAUUGUCGCCUCGGAAAUCACCGAGACUUCAGAGAGUCUCCAUGUCCAGGCCCGUCGCCCCGGUGACACACCCCGCCGAGUCUAAGAAUGAGAGAUCGACGCCUGCCAAGCGCCCUCCGCAAUCUCCAAGCCCGACCAAGAGCGCAAAGGUCCCGAGAAGGAGCAUGAGCGCACCGGCGCCUAAGCUGGCUUUGCAAGGAGCGGUUGUCUAUGUGGAUGUGCACACCACGGAGGGAGAAGAUGCUAGUGGUAUUUUCAUCGAGCUGCUUCAACAAAUGGGAGCCCGGUGCAUCAAGAACUGGUGCUGGAACCCGCGCGCGAGCCUGGCCCCGGAGGAAGGGGUGGAACCCAAGGAGGGCAAAGUGGGCGUCACCCACGUGGUCUUCAAGGACGGCAGUGCUCGGACGCUGGAGAAGAUCCGCCAUGCGCGUGGCCUGGUCAAGUGUGUUGGUGUCGGUUGGGUUCUCGACUGCGAGCGGGAGAACAAAUGGCUCGACGAAACCCCCUACACCGUCGACAGCUCCAUCGUCCCCCGCGGCGGUGCCAAGCGCCGCAAGAGCAUGGAACCGCGUGCGCUGAGCAACGUCAACGGCACGCUGGUCCGGGCCACCGCAACCGCCACCGCCAUGGAUCGCCGCCGCUCCGGCGCCAUCAGCCGAGACACCGUGGAGAGCUUCACCCGGGACCACAGCACGCCGCCUCUUUCUACCCGGGAGGAGGAGCAGGCGGAGUCCUCGACCGCUACGCCGCCCGACCAGGUCGAGUACACAGUGGGUCACACCGAGCCCGACCAGCGGUACUGCCACACGCCCCAAACCCCCGGCUCCUCCGCCUACGCCUUCGACAUGGACGCCAUCGGCAUGUCCCCCACCACCCCGUUCUACCUCUCCCAGCGCACGAAGCUCGUCCAGCAGACCUGUCCGCCCAAGCAGACCCGCCAGGGUCUCUUCAACACCCCGGGCCCCGUGCGCGAGCCGAACCAGAAGCUGCGCUCCAAGCUCGAGGCCGCGCGCCGGAAGAGCAUGGCUUACAAGCCCCGGGUGGGCAGUCCCCUCGUGGAGUGAUCUUCCACUUUACUCUUUUCUUAUUUCAUUCUAGUUGUCACUAGCUGGGUAGGGUCUUGUUUAGGAGUUGACUUUGGGGUGUUGUUGUUUUCUUGUUUGUUUUUUGGCUGGGUCUGGUUCUUGUUUUCCCCUGGUUUAUUAUGU